AUGAAUUCAAUGCUAGCUGGAAAUAUAUGGUCACUAACAAGCGUAUAUGACCCAAACUCUGACCAUCGCCGAAAGGGCGUGUUCAAGAAGGAUGUUGAUACCUUGCGAACAAAACAUACAACAUUACAAACACUAAUACAGGCAUUGUUAAACUAUGAAGAAGACGACGCCUUUGAGCUUGUCCGCCAAAUAAGAUCAUGCGAGGACCUUGAAACAGUUGCUCAAUCCGUUGCUGCCAGGCAAAAUGGGCUUCUAUCUGCAUCGGAAACAAGAGCUGACGCUAGCGACGAGAAUCUAUCAGAGGUGGACCAAUUCGACUCUGAGUUAUCAGGGAAAAUACGCGAACUUUUCCUCGACGGCUCACGAAAGUUCAUUGGCGGCACGUCGAAUCUGAUUUUCCUUCCCCCGGGUUCUGAUAUGCAAGAGUCUACUUCAACUGCCGACUUCGCUUUAAGCACCACACAGGAUACUGGCCCCAUCGGGCGAUGGACACGAGUUACAGAUGAUGAGAGUCUCAUCAGCCAUCUCCUAACAAUGUACUUCACCUGGCAUUAUCCAUUCUUCACUAUCCUUGCGAAAGAUUUGUUUUAUAGGGACUUCAUGAGAGGUGUAUCAAGUCAAUAUUGCUCAGCUUUGUUGGUCAAUGCCAUGCUCGCCCUUGGUUGUCAUUUCAGCGCUUUCUCGGGGGCGUGCUCAGAUCCCGAAAAUAUCGCAACAGCGGGCAACCAUUUCUUCAAAGAAGCCAAGCGUCUGAUUCAUGAAAAUGACGAGCAUGAAACUGCGAAGCUUUGUACAGUCCAGGCCUUUGCUCUUAUGUCUGUGCGUGAAGCUGGAUGCGGACGCGAAGGCAAGGGUUGGGUGUAUAGCGGCCUGAGCUUUCGCAUGGCGUUUGAUCUCGGAUUAAAUGUCGAUGCAUCUAAUCUCGGGUACAAACUCUCGGAUGAGGAGAUUGAUGCUCGACGCAUCACAUUCUGGGGCUGCUUCGUUAUUGACAAAUGCUGGUCAAAUUACCUAGGCCGUCAGCCUCAGUUGUUGUCAUCGAACACAAGCAUACCUAAGAUUGAGUUGUUACCGAAAGAAGAAACCGAGGCAUGGUCACCCUAUACCGACGCUGGCAUAGGCCAAGAGCAUACCCAGCCUUCCCGCACCAGAGCUGUUGCUUUGCAAAUUUCGAAAUUAUGUGAAAUCAGUAAUGACCUUCUUCUGUUUUUCUAUAAUCCUUCGGAGCUAGAAAAGUCGCAAUCCAAGCAAUUGGAAUUGAAAAGGCUGAGUGAUGUCCAUACACGGCUUGAAGCAUGGAAGAAGGAACUGCCGCGGGAACUUGACCCUAAAGAAGGACAGCUUCCCCAAGUCCUGGUGAUGCACAUGUUCCAUCAACUCCUUCACGUCCAUCUAUACCGACCAUUUCUCAAAUAUACCAAGGCCAAUACCCCACUCCCUCCACAUGUGUCGCCCCGCAAGAUCUGCACACAGGCUGCAUCCGUGAUCUCUAAGCUUUUGCGGAUGUACAAGCGCACCUACGGGCUGAAGCAAAUAUGUAACAUUGUUGUUUAUAUCGCUCAUACGGCCUGCACAAUACAUCUACUCAACUUACCCGGAAGAAACCCCGAACGAGAUGUUGUUCAUUGUCUCCGGAACCUCGAAGAAAUGGCCGACAGCUGGGUAGCUGCCCGACGAACCUUGCGCAUUCUCGACAUAUCCGCCAACAAAUGGCAAGUGAAACUGCCAAGUGAUGCCAUCACCAUCUUCGAACGGACUCAUGCAAAAUGGGGUUCCUGGGGCUCCUGGGACCAAGUCACAUCGCCUUCCGCAUCAGAAGAUUCUCCCAUGCCAAAUGAUACAUAUAAUCCCCCAUACGCAUACCCAGGAGCCUACCAACCACCAACCAACCAAGUUCCAACAGGCCUACACCGAGAAGUCAUAAGUCCAACCCCAGCUUCUAUAAUGGAGGUCUCUAUGGGUCCACAUUAUCCAAAUGCCACCGUAUCUCCUAUGGCACCAAUGGGACAUAUCCGUCAGGCGUCAGGACCAAUCACUCAAAGAGCAGACUACGCAACCGCUGCCCCGGAGCCGCAGUAUAUGCGCCAAAUACCCCAGGUUAACUACCAAAUGGCCCCAUUAGCAACAUCUGGUCCUUCAGCAGCGGCAUCACCUGUAGUACCGAGUGCCUGGUACGAUCAAGCGGGAAACCCCAUCGGACCUUCACAUGCUUCACAUACUGCAUUAUCGCCUACUUCAGAUUCGCCUAGUUCUGGUCUAGAUACGACGGAACAUCUAGUUGAGGAGAGCCAUGACUGGUGGAAUAAGAACGCUGCUGUUGCACUGGGCAUUGGUGGGGCUGAGAACUGGGGCGCCGCAUGGGGUCCUAAUAUUCCUGCUCAGUCUCCUCCUCUUUCGUAUGGAAAUAGUGGUCAGCUUAUGUCUAUGUCUGCACAUCAGUCUGGUUCUGCAGGGGCAGAAAACUCGCCCCAGGUUUCAGGUGGAAUACCUGGUAUGCCCCCUGCAGCUGAAAAUGGGACGACGGGGUAUGAUGAGCAAUGGAAGUAG
Penicillium angulare is the source of this 2547-nucleotide messenger RNA. RefSeq names its product putative C6 transcription factor (NirA). Bases 1 to 2547 code for a protein of 848 amino acids. Lineage: Eukaryota; Fungi; Ascomycota; Eurotiomycetes; Eurotiales; Aspergillaceae. Gene Ontology annotation, biological process: DNA-templated transcription. The record is from RefSeq and is a predicted model, not a curated record. The transcript has 4 exons. Gene Ontology annotation, molecular function: DNA binding; zinc ion binding.